This is a messenger RNA of Miniopterus natalensis, 3635 nucleotides long. Lineage: Eukaryota; Metazoa; Chordata; Mammalia; Chiroptera; Miniopteridae. The record is from RefSeq and is a predicted model, not a curated record.
UUCCCUGUCUUUUCCUCCUUUUUCCUAAGGCCUUGGAUUGUAUACUGUAAAUUCAGCGUAUGGAGAUACCAUUAGCAUGCCUUGCCGACUCGACGUACCUCAGAAUCUCAUGUUUGGCAAAUGGAAAUAUGAAAAGCCUGACGGCUCCCCAGUGUUUAUCGCCUUCAGGUCCUCUACAAAGAAGAGCGUUCAGUAUGACAAUGUACCAGAAUACAAAGACAGACUGAGCCUCUCGGAAAACUACACUCUGUCCAUCAGCAACGCGAGGAUCGGCGACGAGAAGAGAUUUGUGUGCAUGCUCGUGACUGAGGACAACGUGUUCGAGGCCCCUACAAUAGUCAGGGUGUUCAAGCAACCAUCUAAACCUGAAAUUGUUAACAAAGCGCCAUUUCUUGAAACAGAGCAGCUAAAAAAGUUAGGUGACUGCAUUUCAAAAGACAGUUAUCCCGAUGGCAACAUCACGUGGUACAGGAGUGGGAAAGUGCUGCAGCCCCUCGAAGGAGCGGCGGUCAUAAUUUUUAAAAAGGAAGUGGACCCAGUAACUCAGCUCUAUACCAUGACUUCAUCCCUGGAGUACAAGACAACGAAGGCUGACAUACAAAUGCCGUUCACCUGCUCUGUGACAUAUUAUGGACCAUCAGGCCAGAAAACAGUUUAUUCCGAACAAGCAGUCUUUGAUAUCUACUAUCCUACAGAGCAGGUGACAAUACAAGUGCUGCCACCAAAAAGUGCCAUCAAAGAAGGGGACAAUAUCACUCUGAAAUGCUUGGGAAAUGGUAACCCUCCUCCUGAGGAGUUUUUGUUUUACUUACCAGGACAGCCCGAGGGAAUACGAAGCUCGAACACUUACACUCUGACAGAUGUGAGGCGCAAUGCAACAGGAGACUACAGAUGCUCCCUGAUAGACAAGAAGAGCAUGAUUGCUUCAACCACCAUCACAGUUCACUAUUUGGAUUUGUCCUUAAAUCCAAGUGGGGAAGUGACCAAGCAGAUUGGCGAUGCCCUGCCGGUGUCGUGCACAAUAUCUGCUAGUAGGAACGCAACCGUGGUGUGGAUGAAAGAUAACACCAGGCUUAAAUCUAGCCCAUCAUUUUCUAGUCUCCACUAUCAGGAUGCGGGAAACUAUGUCUGCGAAACUGCCUUGCAGGAGGUGGAAGGACUAAAGAAAAGAGAGUCCUUGACUCUCAUUGUAGAAGGAAAACCUCAAAUCAAAAUGACAAAGAAAACCGAUCCCAGUGGACUGUCUAAAACAAUCAUCUGCCAUGUGGAAGGGUUUCCGAAGCCUGCUAUACAGUGGACAAUAACCGGUAGCGGGAGUGUCAUAAACCAAACAGAGGAAUCUCCUUAUAUCAAUGGCAGGUAUUAUAGUAAAAUUAUCAUUUCCCCUGAAGAGAAUGUUACAUUAACUUGCACAGCAGAAAACCAGCUGGAGAGAACAGUAAACUCCCUGAAUGUCUCUGCUAUAAGUAUUCCAGAACACGAUGAGGCAGACGAGAUAAGUGAUGAAAACAGAGAAAAGGUGAAUGACCAGGCAAAGCUAAUUGUGGGCAUCGUUGUUGGCCUCCUGCUUGCUGCCCUGGUUGCUGGUGUCGUCUACUGGCUGUACAUGAAGAAGUCAAAGACCGCAUCAAAACACGUAAACAAGGACCUUGGUAAUCUGGAGGAAAAUAAAAAGUUAGAAGAAAACAAUCACAAAACAGAAGCCUAAGAGAGAAACUGUUCUAGUUGUCCAGAGAAAAAACUAUAUAGGCCAAUUGAAGCAUGAACGUGGAUUGUAUUUAAGACAUAUACAGAGACAUUGACAGCAAUUCAUGGUUCAAAUAUUAAGCAGUUCAUUCUACCAAGCUGUCGCAGGAUUUAGAGAAUUAUCUCAAGUCAAACAAUGAAAUCGCAAACAAUAACAACAAGUUUUGGCAGCCAUGAUGAUAGGUCAUAUGUUGUGUUCGGUUUGACUUUUUUUUUCUUUUCUGUAAAUGUCUGCACUGAGGAUUUCCUUUUGGUUUGCCUCUUAUGUAAAUUUUUUACGUAGCUAUUUUUAUACACUGUAAGCUUUGUUCUGGGAGUUGCUGUUAAUCUGAUGUAUAAUGUAAUGUUUUUAUUUCAAUUGUUUAUAUGGAUAAUCUGAGCAGGUAUAUUUCUGAUUCUGAUUGCUAUCAGUAAUGCCCCCAAACCUUUUUACAAGCCCCUAAAAUCCCAAAGGUGGCCGCUUGUGAAGAUUGGGGACACACACAUUGCCCUGUUCCAAAACUGAUUUUUAUCACGAGACGGGGAGGCAGAGAGUCAGGUCGACAAGCAGGGGAUGGCCUGGCUCUCAGAAGUAAAUCCCACGUGCGUAUAGACACGCAUGCGUAAGAGCAGGACCCCCAGACGGACAAUAUUACCUAUACCUAAAAAAAUAACAGAAUGUGGGUAGCAUUUACCUUUCGAGACAUCUGCCUGUAAAUUAUUUUCUGUCAAAAGGAAAGAAAACCCACCAACAAUAUGCAAGAGACAGUUUGGAAAAAUCAUGGAUAACAUUUCCUUUUUCACAGAUCAGAAUGUAAAUCGCUGUAUUUAAAAAUUGGUGUCAAAUCCUUUGGGUUAUCCACUGCCUUAAAAUUGUACCCAUUUCCUUUUAAAAACGAUACCAGUCAGAAUUGGAGAUUUUUAACAGUGGUCAUUAUCAAAGCUGUGUUAUUUUCCACAGAAUAUAGAAUAUAUAUUUUUUUCGUGUGUGUUUUUGUUAACUACGCUACAGAUAUUGAAUGCACCUUGAGAUAAUUUAGUGUUUUUAACUGGUACAUAAUUUAUCGAGCAGUACAUAAAAGUGUAAUAAUAAAAUGUCUAUGUAUCUUUAGUUACAUUCAGAUUUGUAACUUUAUAAGCGUGUUUUAUGCUUGAGGAACUUUUUAGGGUGGUAGUGUACAUGGAAACUUUUUGAAGUAGACUGGAUAGGGGCCAAUAGCUACUUGUGACUAGACUUUUAAACUUCGCUCUUGCAAACAGAAGCCUGGAUUCUGGGAGAACACUGCACAGCCAUUUUGGUCCCAGGAUUUAUAUAACUUUAUCCUAAAAGAAAAUGAACAUCAGAUUCCCAGGUAUAGAACUGUGUUCUUGAGAGAAAGAGGAAAACUGGUGUUUGUUUUUUAGACUGAUGCACUAAAAAUUAUGAACGCAAUGAAAAAUAAAGUGACGAUCAAAGUCAGAUGGGGGUUAGGAAUACUAUUUUGCCACUCCUGCAUUAUUUAGAAACACAUGUUAUUGUACAUUUGUAAACCACUUACUGUCUGAGCGGUAGUGUCUCAGUUUAAUAAAAACUUCCUGUAGUGCACUGGUAUGGAUUAAAUACAUCAAAUAUCCUAUUAGACUCAAAGCUGUGUAAAAUAUUGGGGGGGGAGAAAAUGUGUUAUUUUGCCUCUAAACUUUGAUUUAUUGAAGUUUUAUUUGGCAGGAAAAGAAAUUGAAUCUUGGUCAAUAUUUAAACCAAAGUGAAAGGGGAAAAACCAAAGUUAUUUGUUUUGCAUGGCUAAGCCAUCCUGUUAUCUGUAAAUACUGUGAUUUCUCUUUUUUUCUUUUCGCUUUAGAAUUUUGUUAAAGAAAUUCUAAAAUUUUUAAACACCUGCUUUCCACAAUAAACCACGAACACUAAAAUGAAA